AUGCACGCCUCCAUAACCAUUCUCGUUGCCGCCCUGGCCGGGCUGGGGCUUGCCGCCCCGUGGUCGAAAGCCGAUUUCAGGGCGCCGGUGGCCACUGGCAAUGACUAUUUCUAUGACCAAGGGAACCGCGGCGACACAUGGGGCAACGGCCAAAGGCAAGAAGCCGAGUGGGACAACUACCCAGGCGACAACCAAUGGGACGACGGCGAGAACGACGAAUCCUUCUCCUUCUUGCGGCCGUGUCCGCUGGUGGGCCGUGGAGGCAUAGACUAUUCGGCAAUGCAUAGCGAAUUUCUUUUGAUGAUCAAGAAUCCUUCCGACUGCGCCGGCGAUGCCCUGCAGCUUGGUUGGAGGGGCCGUGAGCAUGGCGAUGAGCUCAUCCGGAAGACAAACUCAUCCGUGUUUGAACAUGAAAUUCCCCACGGCUAG
Drechmeria coniospora is the source of this 429-nucleotide messenger RNA. RefSeq lists its product as uncharacterized. The record is from RefSeq and is a predicted model, not a curated record. NCBI's taxonomy places the organism in Eukaryota, Fungi, Ascomycota, Sordariomycetes, Hypocreales, Ophiocordycipitaceae. Bases 1 to 429 code for a protein of 142 amino acids. The transcript has 3 exons.